UUGUAUCCGGACAGCCGCUGCCUGGACAGCACAGACCAAGCGUUGCUUUCCGCUUUCAUGGACGUGGGCCAGCGUUGACCUAUGGAGGGUCGGGGUGUGCCUCCCGGGCCUUAUCGGGCCACCAAGCUGUGGAAUGAAGUCACUACAUCUUUUCGAGCAGGAAUGCCUCUAAGAAAACAUAGGCAACACUUUAAAAAAUAUGGCAAUUGUUUCACAGCAGGAGAAGCAGUGGAUUGGCUUUGUGACCUAUUAAGAAAUAAUAGUAAUUUUGGUCCUGAAGUUACAAGGCAACAAACUAUUCAACUGUUGAGAAAAUUUCUGAAGAAUCAUGUAAUUGAAGAUAUCAAAGGUAGAUGGGGAUCAGAAAACCUUGAUGACAACAAUCAGCUAUUCAGAUUUCCUGCAACUUCACCACUUAAAACUCUUCCACGAAGACAUCCAGAAUUGAGGAAAAACAGCAUAGAAAACUUUACAAAAGAUAAAGAUAGUGUUUUUAAAUUAAGAAAUUUAUCUCGUAGAACUCCUAAGAAGCAUGGAUUACAUUUCUCUCAGGAAAAUGCAGAGAAAAGGAGUCAUGAAAUAAUCAUUGAAGAUCAAGAAAACUCAACUGAUAAGAGAGAAAUAAGCCAGGAAGAUAUUGAAGAAGUUUGGAGAUAUAGUAUUCUGAUCUACCUGCAAACCAUUUUAGGUGUUCCAUCCCUAGAAGAACUGAUAAAUCCAAGCCAAGUAAUUCCUCAAUAUAUAAUGUAUAACAUGACCAAUACCAGUAAGCAUGGAGUAGUUGUACUACAAGACAAAUCAGAUGACCUUCCUCACUGGGUAUUAUCUGCCAUGAAGUGCCUAGCAAAUUGGCCAAGAAGUAAUGAUACAAAUAACCCAACUUAUGUUGGGUUUGAGCGAGAUGUAUUCAGAACAAUCGCAGAUUAUUUUCUAGAUUUCCCUGAACCUCUACUUACAUUUGAAUAUUAUGAAUUAUUUGUGAACAUUUUGGUUGUUUGUGGCUACGUCACAGUUUCAGAUAGACCCAGUGGGAUACAUAAAAUCCAAGAUGAUCCAGAGACUUCAAAAAAAACCCUUCACUUAAACAAUCUGAAUUCCUUCAAAUCAACUGAAUGUCUUCUUCUUAGUCUGCUUCACAAAGACAAAAACAAAGAAGAAUCAGACUCUACUGAGAAACUACAGAUAAGUGAUCAAGGAUUUCAAGAAAGAUGUGCUAAGAAAUUGCAGCUAGUUAAUUUAAGAAACAGAAGAGCCAGUGCCAAUGACAUAAUGGGAGGAAGUUGUCAUAAUUUAAUAGGCUUAAGUAGUAUGCAUGUUCUGGCCUCUAACAUCAAACCAAGGUGCUCUUCUUUGGAGGGAAUUAUAGAUAUGCCUGAGAAUUCAAAUAAAAAGGUGUCUAGUACCUUCCAUCAAUCUGUUAAGAACAUAGAAGGACAAAAUAAUAAACAAUUUUUAGAGUCAGAGCUGAACCAGGAAUUUUUAUUGAAUCUUCAUUCAGAGGAAAGUGUUCAAAAACCACUCUGUGUUGGGUUUAAGAGAACUUCUACAUUGACUAUUCAAGACCAAGAAGAAUUAUGUAAUGGAAAAUGCAAGUCAAAACAACUUUGUAGAUCUCAGAGUUUACUUUUAAGAAGUAGUACAAGACGGAGUAGUUAUAUCAAUACACCAGUGGCUGAAAUUAUCAUGAAACCAAAUCUUGGAAAAGGGAGCACAAGUGUGCAAGCAGCUAUGGACAGUGAACUCGGAGAGUCUAGUACCACAAUCAAUAAAAGACUUUGCAAAAGUACAAUAGAACUUUCAGAAAAUCCUUUACUUCCAGCUUCUUCUGUGUUGACUGGCACGCAAAGUUUGCUGCAACCUCAUUUAGAGAGAGUUGCCAUCAAUGCACUGCAGUUAUGUUGUUUGUUACUUCCCCCACCAAAUCGUAGACGGCUUCAACUUUUAAUGCGCAUGAUUUCUCGAAUGAGUCAAAAUGUUGAUAUGCCCAAACUCCAUGAUGUAAUGGGUACAAGAUCACUGAUGAUACACACUUUUUCUCGGUGUGUGCUGUGCUGUGCCGAAGAAGUGGAUCUUGAUGAGCUUCUUGCUGCAAGAUUAGUUUCUUUCUUAAUGGAUCAUCAUCAGGAAAUUCUUCAAGUACCUUCUUACUUACAGACUGCAGUAGAGAAACAUCUUGACUAUUUAAAAAAGGGCCACGUUAAAAAUCCUGGAGAUGGACUAUUUGCUCCUUUGCCAACUUAUUCUUAUUGUAAACAAAUUAGUGCUCAGGAGUUUGAUGAACAAAAGGUUUCUACCUCUCAAGCAGCAAUUGCAGAACUUUUAGAGAAUAUUAUUAAAAAUAAGAGUUUGCCUCUAAAAGAGAAAAGAAGAAAACUAAAACAGUUUCAGAAGGAAUAUCCUUUGAUAUAUCAGAAAAGAUUUCCAACCACAGAGAGUGAAGCAGCACUUUUUGGUGAGAAACCUACAAUCAAGCAACCAAUGUUGAUUUUAAGAAAACCAAAGUUUCGUAGUCUAAGAUACUAACUAAAUUAAAAAUUAUCUAAUACUUGUCGAACUUUGAUAAAUGAAGCCAUAUCUGUGAAUCUAGCUAUUAAAAUGGGAUUCUCUUAUUAGUCAGGUUUCUCUUACGUAAACACAUGAUGUGAGGAUGUGCCAAAUAGUUAUCAAUUUGAGACUGUGAAAGAGCUACUGAAUCUCAACUGAGAAAGCAUAAUAAUAGGCAAUACCAAAUAUUUUAACCAGAAACAAUCUUAUUUUGUAAUGCUACUAUCUGGAAAAUCUGCAAUGGUUAUACUAAAAUUUUAUUUACUUGAAUUUUGAAAACUGAGUUGUGUUUGUGUUCAUCAAGAUUAAGCUGUAACUGUUUCUAAAAGAAAACUUUAGAAAAAGAAAACUUAUCUACGCAUUUGUUUAUGGAUAUUAGCUGAAGGAGUAGUUAUUUAGGAUUACUUCUUUGUUUCUAAGUAUAAGAAUGUGAAGAAUAUUUGAAAGUUCAAUGAAUUCUCAACUGCUAAAUGUUGCACUUUUGUAUAUUCUUUUUCUACUUUGAUCUAUUUAUAUAUGUGUGUGUGUGUGUGUGUGUAUGUAUGUGUGUUGUUUAAAUAUAAAUAUGUUUAUGUAAGAUUUUGUUUCACUUUAACCAUUAUCCUCAUUGCUUUAUUCAUUCAUUUUUUUUCCAUAAAUAUCUUUUGAAUUUUUACAUUUAUAAUCUACCAGAAGAUGGAGAUAUAUAAAAGUAUAGGGCUAUCGUGUUCAUUCAGAAUAGUAUUCAGCAACUACUAUAUUCCUUUCAUUGUUCCCUGAAUGUGGAGGCAAUGAUGAAUAAAUCAAUCUAUUCCCUUUA
Marmota monax (woodchuck) is the source of this 3343-nucleotide messenger RNA. RefSeq names its product DEP domain containing 1 (gene Depdc1). The record is from RefSeq and is a predicted model, not a curated record. The coding region runs from base 82 to 2523 and encodes 813 amino acids. Gene Ontology annotation, biological process: intracellular signal transduction. Gene Ontology annotation, cellular component: transcription repressor complex; nucleus. NCBI's taxonomy places the organism in Eukaryota, Metazoa, Chordata, Mammalia, Rodentia, Sciuridae. The transcript is spliced from 12 exons.